AUGACUGGUUCAACUACCGUUGUCGAUUCUUCAUCCAUGUCUGGUUCUUCAUCUACACCCUUUCACCCGGCCCUUACGGUCAAUAAUAUCAAAACCUUCAUCCCUAUCACGUUAGAAACAGAAAAAGUUCAAUACGCUUCAUGGGCCGAGUUGUUCAAGAUCCAUGCCAUGGCGUUUCAAGUUCUUGAUCACAUUAUCCCACCAUGGGAUGAUUCAGUUAAUCCGGCUCUAUGGAAAAGCCUUGAUGCCAUUGUACAACAAUGGAUUUAUGUCUCGGCAUAUUGUCAACAACUCAAAUCUUUGGCCGAUCAACUUGCAAAUGUCGGCUCUCCGGUUUCCGAAAAGACUUUGGUGUUACAACUUGUUGCAGGGUUAUCCGAGGCAUAUGACGGUGUGGCUACAAUUAUCCAAUAA
Messenger RNA from Cynara cardunculus var. scolymus (artichoke), 414 nucleotides. RefSeq lists its product as uncharacterized. The coding region runs from base 1 to 414 and encodes 137 amino acids. The transcript has 2 exons. The record is from RefSeq and is a predicted model, not a curated record. Lineage: Eukaryota; Viridiplantae; Streptophyta; Magnoliopsida; Asterales; Asteraceae.